AGAAACAGUGUGGGUAGUGACUGUGAUGACAAGCCACAACAAGCACUUUCGACGGGAUGAUUGUGUGCCAGAUAAUUCGAUUGAGAUUUCUAUAGACAGUAUUGUAAAUAAGGACCAAGAUAAUGAGUGGGAAGCCAGGUCUGUGUUGUCUAUGGGAAGUCAGGAGAACAAGGUGAACAGAAACGAACAAGGCCUUAAAAGUCUUCCCUCUAUAAGCCAGUUAUGUCUUGUUUGUAUGCCAAAGACACCUCAUACCAUAGUAGAAGAACAAGAAGUGUAUCACUUACCUUGUAUGAAUGGUUUAAGAGAGAGUUCACUUGACAAAGUCGGCAAGGUACAGCAGCCACUGGAUAAUUCGGAAAUGGAUAGGAGCGGAAAACCUUGCUUGUCGCAACAAGAUGGGAUUGGAGUGUCGGAAUAUUCAAACUCGGAAGACCAUUCUAGUAGCCAAGGUACAUCCUCUUUCAAUGACACAACUUGUAGUAGAGCAAGUCGCAAGUCUGACGAGAAUAGCAAAGCUAAAAGACAGUUGGCAAAGAAAUUGUGGAGACAGCGAGACCAGAUGAAAAGGGAAGAAGAGAAACUUAUCUUUCAAAGGAAAGAACAGAGCUUCCAAGAAGCUAUACGGGAGUGGAUACAAUCGCAUUCUGAUGAGUGGAAUGAAGAAAGAUUACUACAAGUUUCCAAAGAACUUUUUCAACAAGAGGCAGGUUCUAGUAGAGUAGAAGGAAUAGAGACUAUGCCAGUUUUACAUGGUAGUGCAUUUGACUUGAUUACUAAACAGAGACAUCGUAUAGAAAAGCGUUUGCCUCCAGGGGCAUUAGAACAGCUUCCAGAAGAGGAAAUUAGAAAGCGAAGAAAUGAACAAAAGUCAGCCUCUAAAUGGAGAGCUAUGCAGUUACAAACGGAGAAGAUGCAUUUGUUACGUUGGAACUGUCGUCUAUUGGAAGAAUUGUAUAAAUAUAUAAGAAAGCGUAGCGAAGUACCUUGAAACACUAUUUCCAUUCGUUCUCUUAUAUUAUAAUAAUAUCUUCUCGUUAUUUAUGAGGAUUGAAUCUUCUAUAAAUCAUCAACUUACUCUUCAUUUCCACCAACCACUUCAUAGAGAAUCUCGUUCCAAU
Molecule: messenger RNA, 1121 nt
Organism: Galdieria sulphuraria
Lineage: Eukaryota; Rhodophyta; Bangiophyceae; Galdieriales; Galdieriaceae
Exons: 1
Coding region: 26-991 (321 amino acids)
Source: RefSeq, a predicted model, not a curated record